ACAUGGCUGGGCGCGUGCUCCUGAGCCUGGCGCUCUUGCUCCUCCCGCAACUCUCGAGCGGGGCCAAGAAAGCGGAGCAGGCAGACUCCGACGUCAUCGAAGACGUGAGCGGGAAACAGCUCGAGAGCCUUCUGCAGACCGAGGAAUACCUCGCCGUCUUUUUCUACACGAAGAUAUGCAAAAACUGCGAUGCCAUACUGGCCGAGUUGGAGCACAUCAACGACGAAGCGGAAAAGUUCGGCGUGGCUUUCGUCAAGAACAGCGAUCGACCGACGGCGAAGAAACUCGGCAUCACCAAGUUCCCGUCGCUUGUCUACUUCCGAAACAAGGAGCCCACCAUCUACGAAGAUGACCUGAUGGACGAAGAGAAAGUGCUCGACUGGCUAACAAACUUGGAGGCCAUGGAGCUGCCGGACCGGAUAGAAGAGGUCAACGGAAAGAUCCUAGAGAGCCUCAUCAAGGAGAGCCAAUACCUGGCCGUUCUCUUUUACAAACAGAAGCACAAGGAGUCCGAGGCGGUCCUCACUGAACUCGAGAACAUCGACGACGAGGCGGACGCGUUGGGAAUCGGCUUCGUCAAGAUCUCCGAGACCGAGGUGGCCGAGGAAUUCGGCCUAGACCAACUGCCAGCACUGGUCUACUACCGAAAGACCAUCCCGCUACUCUACGACGGUGACUUAAAGAACGAAGAGGACGUGCUCAAAUGGCUGCAGCAGUUCAUGGACACCGGUGACGACACAGACAUCAUCGAGGAGGUUUCAGCGGACGACAUGAAUGCGCUCAUCGAGAAGACUGACAUACUGGCCGUCUUCGUCUAUGACGCGAACGAUGCGAAGAGCAAGAAGAUCCUGGAAGAGCUGGAGGCGAUCGACGACGAUGCCGACCAGCACGGCAUCCCGUUCGUCAAGACGGACGACGUGGAGUUUGCCAAGAAGUACGGCUGGGACACGCUGCCCGUCCUGAUAUUCUUCGAGAACGAGGUGCCCACUGUGUUCAAAGGGGACUUGACCAACGAGGAGAAAGUGCUGAGCUGGCUGGUGGAGCAGAAGAUGAAGGACGAGAUCGAGGACGUGUCCGAGGACGUAUUCGACGAGCUCGUCCAGAAGGCUGACUAUCUCGCGGUACUUUUUUACAAGAAAGGCGACGCGAAGUGCGACAAGGUGCUCAAGGAGCUCGAGAACAUCGACGACGAGUUGGACUCGCACGACAUACCCUUCGUGAAGAUCGACGACGAGGACGUCAUCAAGGAGUACGGCAUCGACGGCGUGCCGCAGCUCGUGUACUUCGAGGACUCGAUACCAAACUUCUAUUCAGGUGACUUGACAAAAGAGGAGCAGGUUCUUGAGUGGCUCGUGAAGCAAAAGGAGACCGACGAGAUUGAAGACGUCACUCCCGAGGUGCUGGAAACGCUCAUAAAGAAGUCCAAUUUCCUGGCUGUGCUCUUCUACGACAAGGACGACCCGAAGAGCCGAGAAGUGCUCAAGGAGCUCGAGAACAUCGACGACGACGCGGACGCGCACGACCUGCCCUUCAUCAAGAUCGACGACGACGAGGUGGCGCGCAGUUACGGCAUCGACGACGAGCUGCCGCUGCUUGUCUACUUCGAGAAGGAGAUACCGAACAUCUACGAAGGUGACCUGACGAAGGAGGAGGAGGUGAUCGAGUGGCUUCUGCACCAGAUGAAGUCGGACGCCAUCGAGGAAGUGAGCGACAAGAUCCUCGACUCGCUCGUCGAAAAGCACCCGCACGUCGCCGUGCUCUUCUACCAAGAGAAGGACAAGAGGUCCGAGAAGAUCCUGGCCGAGCUGGAGAACAUCGACGACGAGGCAGACGAGCACGACAUCGUGUUCCUGAAAACAAACGACCCCGAGGCGGCCGAGAAGCACGGAAUCGAGAGCUUCCCGAAACUCGUCUUCUACGACAACGAGAUCCCCAAUUUGUACGACGGCGACCUGAUGGAUGAAGACAAAGUCCUGGCCUGGUUUAUUAAGCAGAAAGAAUCGGACGAAAUUGAGGAGAUCACUGAGAAGAUGCUGUUCGAGCUUAUCGACGAAAAUCCUUUCCUGGUCGUCCUGUUCUAUGACAAAGACCACAAGGGUAGCGCCGAGGUGCUCGCCGAGCUGGAGAACAUCGAUGACGACCUGGACAAGCACAAGAUCCCUUUCGUGAAGAUCGACGACGACAGCGUGGCCAAGGACUUCGGUAUCCUCGACGAGCUGCCCGCCAUCGUGUACUUCGAGGACAAGAUACCCAACGUCUACGAAGGUAACCUGAAAGAUGAAGAGGAGGUCCUGAAAUGGAUCCUACACCAAAAGUCAGAGGAUACCAUUGAGGAAGUCACCGAAGAAAUCCUCGAGAUGCUGCUACGUCAGAAAGAAUACGUUAUGGUGUUCUUCGCGCCCGACAACUGCAAGGAGUGCCCGAAAAUUCUGGCUGAGCUUGAAAAAAUUGACGACGAAUCCGACGAUCACGGCAUCAUUAUCGUGACUACCGAUGACACAAAGUUGGCCAAAAAGCAGGCCGGAGUGACCCGCCUUCCAGCCAUCGUUUUGUUCAGGAAUGGACAGCCUGUUCAUUACAAAGGGGACCUUAUGGACGAAGACGAGAUUCUGCGGUGGAUGACAAGUGAGGAGACGCUGGACAUUCCAGACCAGAUAGAGAGCGUCAACCAGAAGAUGCUGGAGAAAAUGCUGAGCACCAGCGACUAUGUGGCGGUCUUCUUCACCAAGCCGAAAUGUGUGGAGUGUGACAAAGUUCUCGCCGAGCUUGAGAACAUUGACGACGAAGCAGAGGCACUGGACAUCGACUUCGUCAAGGUCACCGACCCGAAAAUAGCCAAGGCUUACGAGAUUAUUUCCCUGCCUGCCCUGGUGUUCUUUAAGAAGAAGUUUCCUCAGUACUACGAUGGGAACCUCAAGGACGAAGACCAAGUGCUCAAGUGGCUGACCGAAAUGAAGGAGAGGUCCGGUGAUGAGAUCGAGCUCGUGGAUCGCAGGAUGCUGGAAAUGCUUUUACAGGACAUGGAAAGCGUCGCCGUCUUUUUCUUCUCCGACGAGUGUCCCGAGUGCGACAAGGUGCUGGAUGAACUGGAGAACAUCGACGACGACACGGACAAGCACGGCAUCUACUUCGUCAAGAUCGACGACGAGACGUACGCCAAGGAGCUGGGCGUGACCGAGUUUCCGUCGCUGGUGUACUUCGAACACGGCGCACCCAGCAUCUACGUUGGUGACCUGACCAAGGAGGAGAACGUGCUGGAGUGGCUGGUCAAGCAGAAGAACGAGGACACCAUCGAGAACAUCAACAGGGACAUGCUCAAUAAGAUGAUCGCAGACACCGACUAUUUGGCUGUGUUCUUCUAUCUGGAAGACGACGACGAGAGCCAGGAGAUGCUGCUGCACUUGGAAAACAUCGACGACGACUGCAGCGACUACGAGGUGCACCUAGUCAAAAUGCAGGACAACUUGAUGGCCAAAAAGUACGGCAUACGUAACCCGCCAGGACUGGCCUACUUCCGGCACAGCAAACACCUCAAGUUCACCGGUGAUCUUUUCGACGAAGAGGAAGUUCUGGAAUGGCUCACUAAUCCAGAAAACAUGGAAAUGGACGACGCCAUUGAGAGAGUCAACAAGCGAAUGUUCGAAAGGAUCCUGGCGAAGUCUGAGUACCUGACCGUGUUCUUCUACAGCAAGACGGGCUGCAAGCAGUGCGUGAAGGUUCUCGAGGAGCUGGAGAAGAUCGACGACGAUGCGGACGCGCACGGCAUCAACAUGGUGAAGAUAGACGACAUGGCGCUGGCCAAGAAGUACGGCGUGUUCGCCAUCCCGGCCAUCCUGUUCUUCCGGGGUGACGACAAGGAGCCUGUCAUCUACGCCGGUCGGUGGCUCUCCUCCGGUGACGGUGAUUUCAAGAACGGCGAGCAUAUCCUCGAGUGGAUUCUGCUUCAAAAGAACCCCGGAAGUGAGAUCAUCGAAGAAGUGGACGGCGAAGGCCUAAAAAAACUUAUCAAGGCGGCCAAGUACCUGGCCGUUUUAUUCUAUUCGGAAGGAUCCGAAUGUGAGGAAUGCAAGACCAUACUGGAAGAACUGGAGAACAUUGACGAUGACACCGAUCGCCACGGCAUCCAGUUUGUCAAGACAACGGACAUUGCGAUGACCCAGGAGUACGGCGUCAAGGAACUGCCAGCGCUGGUGUAUUUCGAGAACCAAAUACCAAACGUGUACGAAGGUGACCUGGGCGCCGAAGAGGAAGUGCUCCAGUGGCUCGUUUUGCAGAAAUCGGAAGACACCAUCGAAACUGUGAACCGUGACAUGAUGGACCGGCUCAUUGAGGAGACGCAGUAUUUGGCCGUCUUUUUCUACAAGCCCAAUUGCAAGGCUUGUGACCAAGCCCUGCACGAACUGGAGAACAUUGACGACGACGCCGACCUGUACGGCAUUCACAUGGUCAAGAUCCAGGACCCGUCGUUGGCGAAGCGAUACGGCAUCAAGACGUUUCCCGCUCUCGUGUACUUCCGUAACGCAAACCCUUUAAUAUAUGACGGUGACAUAAAAAAUGAGGAGGCCGUGCUGGAUUGGCUCAUUGAUGACGACAACCGGGAACUGGCUGACGAAAUCGAAGCCGUCAAUAAGAGGAUGCUUGACAAGCUGGUAGAGGACUCGCCAUUCCUUGCCGUCCUCUUUUAUGAAGAUGACUGCGAGGACUGCGACAAGGUUCUCAAGGAGCUCGAGAACAUUGACGAUGAAGCCGACGUGUUCGGCAUCGACUUCGUGAAGAUAAACGACUUCGAAGCGGCGAUGCAGUUCGGUGUGUCUACAUUCCCGACGUUGGUCUACUUUCGCAAAAAGACCCCUGUCGUCUACGACGGUGACCUGCUCAACGAGGAGAAGGUGCUGGCCUGGCUCACCAGUCACGAGAACAUCGAGCUCAAGGACGAAAUUGAGGAGGUCAACAGAAAGAUGCUCGACAAGCUGCUCGACGAAAACGAUUUCGUCGCCGUGUUCUUCUUUGACAGCAACUGUCCAAAGUGCGACAGCGUGUUAGCCGAGCUGGAGAACAUUGAUGAUGAAGUGGACGACCUCGACGUAACCUUCGUGAAAAUUAACGAUGUCAAGUACGCCAGGAAGUACGGCAUCGCCCAAGUCCCAGCCAUCGUUUACUUCCGGAGGAAGUUUCCAUCUAUCUUCAGGGGUGACCUGAUGAAAGAAGAAGAGGUCCUGGAGUGGCUGAAAAAAAAUCGGUACAGGCACCCUGAACUGAGCCUGUUCAUGUACGCGCUGAUAGCCAUAUCAACAGCGUUCAUCUUGUACACGCUAUUUCUCAUCUUCUGUAUGAAGGCCCCCCGUGAAAAGAAAGAGUGAUCUCAGUGCAAGCCCGGUGUGAGGCCAAAUCUCGCGUCGCCCCGAGAGAGAGUUUGUGGUUGCGAACGAGAAGCAUUUGGGGAGAAGCUGUCGACACAAGCCAGCUCGGUUGAAAUAAGGGCUCCGGAUUCCCCAAACGUGGUUUCCUUCUGCCCGUUCCUUACUUCGAAUACAGCGCAAUGAAAAGAACUACGUUCCUAUGAUCGUAUUUAACUAUCCGUUGGAAGUACGGAUGUAGUUGUUGCCCAGCCGGUGGGCGUUACGGCGUGCUUAAUGAAACCAAUGUUGUCCUCGCUGUUUAAAACUGCAGCACGCCACAAUGUAUACACUGCGGUCUGUAAACUCUCACCGAAGACAAACUCAAAUCGAAUAUCAGAAAUAGGCGUACACUCGAAACUCGAUUAAACGAAGUGAUGAUCAUGCUCAAAGUAUUCCGUUGAAUCGGGAAGUUAGUAAAUUUCAAAAAAAAAUUUGGUCCUCCAAAGCCUGAAAUUUUGACGUAUAUAUAACGACACCCAAAAGCUACCGCGAAAUUAUUUUAUCUGCUGUCAACCAGCGCCCACACGAGCGGAAAGGGCGGCCAGCGUCCGGGCGACGCAGGCAAGGUCACGUGAAGCUGUGACAACACGUGUACAGAGAAUGAUUGCAGUAAUUGCGUCACCAGUAGGAGCGAAGAGUAAGAAGAGAAAUAAACUUGAAAUAACGAAGGCAACCACUGUGGCGUUCCUGUGACGAUAAGCUUCAGCCGCUUCUGACGCCACCUGGUACAUGUUGAGCUCGUUGUUCUGUGCGUGGGCGUGGCCUCGUCGAAAUAAAACAAGGCUUUUAUCGCUGCAUUACACGCCCGAAGGAAAACCAGACUGUGUCAAAAUUUCAAGAAUUUAUCCCUUAUUUCAUAUAAUAUAUUUCACACAAGCUUCAUUAAAGUGGAUGUGGUGGGCAAUUAUAGUUUCGUUAGUUCCAGUUGAUGACAACAGUCAAGUCUUAAGGAGAAUGCAAGUUAUUCGUUAGAGCGGAAACUUUGUAAAACUGGGUUUCGUCAUAUCUAGUUUCAAGCGUAAUAGGGGACGCGGUUGGGUGAAUAUUCUUGGAAAGAAAGAACGUUGGCCGAGUUUGAACAGAGAGUUGAAACAUGGAAAAAGACGUACCUGUCUCAAUCACCGUUCAUGUGACAUCCUUUGUUAUUUUACCCGCUAUUACCGCAAAGGCCGCGACAAGUUGACGGCGUUGCAACGUUCCAUCACAUAUACUAUGUGGUAUCACGAAAUAAAAUACGUGCAUAAAACAAUCCAGGAAAUGAGGUCAUCCUGAGCGUCGACUAUUGCGUUUGCGUCGUUGGAAUUGCGUGAAACAAGCCAUUUCGACACUGUCGAGUCGGUAUAGUGCCGACAUAUCAUUAUUGCUGAUUCAUCCCAUAGGCAAUUUUUUGCGGGCAUUAUGUAUGGGCGAUAAAAACCGUAAUAACUUACCAACUAAAACUACAUUAUGUACAGUAUAGAUUCCUAAUACUUUGAAUACACGUAAUUUAUUACGGAACAAUAAGCAAUGCAACAUCAAAUAUAUCCAUCCCAAAUCCAAGACAGGCUCGUGCAACGGUCACGUCUUGUGUAAAGCGUGCUAUUUUCGACAAAUAACAUGAUGGUAGCAACGAAAGAUUUAUCGUCUGUGGGAAACGCGUCCCGUUAAAAAUGGGCGAUCUUUACGUAGCCUGGUUAGUAUUCUGUGUGUGGAUGCUUGUGUGAUAAUGCAAGGAGAGAUCACUUACCAUUAUCAAUACGUUGUUUGUGUUUCAGAAAGUAAAACCCACUGAAGCGAUCGGCUGUACAUCUCCCGAGAUUGUAGUGUUCGUUGACAAUCCUUCAGGUGCCUUCGCAGCUUCGGCAGUUAAGGCGAAGUACCGAGAAGUGUUAAGUAUGCACUGAAUGGAAGGACACAACCACGUUUUGUGUGAACUGACACUGCUCCGUUGUGUUCUUUACCCAAUUUCUAAACAUUGUAAAAAAAACUGCACAUAUGUACUGUUUACAAUUAUGUUUGUUGAACUUACUCAAGUUAUUUUUUUUCUUUUGCACACGAAGCACACGGUAGGAAAGCUCGCCAUUGUCCAUUUAAAUAGCACGCCGUAAUUCUUCUAUGCGCACACGUUCUAGGAAGUGGGAAAACCAUCGGGUAGGUUACGCGAACAAAAAUAUGAAAAAUAUAAAUUAAACGGUAAAUAUUGCUGAGUCAAACGCAAAUCAUUCAGCAUUCGUACAACCAUACUUGGUAGCAUGCGGAAUCACUCGAAUCAACGCGGAUAAACUUUUCCUAUUUCUUGACAUAGGGCGUGGCGUAAGUAUAUAACACUUUGUACAAGUUGUAUCUUCACGCACGUGGUUCAAAAAAUGACGAUAAUGUGUGCUUUGGCAACUCUUUACACAUGAAAUAUGCUGUUCCAAACAUGUGUAUGGAGCAGUACUGUACAGAAUUGUAAAGAUGCAUUGUAAUGAGUUAUCUCCAUUGCAAGGUGCUUGUGUUCAACUUUAUGAAUCUUACUUUUACGAUGCUCUGUCUGAAUGAUAAAUUGAAAAAAAAAAAGAAUGUACUUCAUGCAGAACCAUGACAGUGAUCCCGCCUUGUAUGAAGUUUUACGAUGUAUUCACUGUGAUGGAGAUUUUCUUUUCUUUAUGAUUUAACAUGGUCUUCUAUGCAAAUAAUAGAGAGUAGUUUUAACUUUGACAUGCAUAUGAGGAAAAAUCGUUCGGCUGAUAUAAACACUAGUCCACCACCAAUCAACUCGAUAAAUCAAUUCAUAUUCAAAGGUGUCAUAAAGCCUCAGCCGGACGCAGCGAAAACGGCCUCGUGUAUCAAGUGUGUACACAUUAUUCGUUCACAAACAGUGAGAACAAUAAAGCAACACGUGUUUGUACUUGUA
Rhipicephalus microplus (southern cattle tick) is the source of this 8274-nucleotide messenger RNA. RefSeq names its product hulk (gene hlk). NCBI's taxonomy places the organism in Eukaryota, Metazoa, Arthropoda, Arachnida, Ixodida, Ixodidae. The record is from RefSeq and is a predicted model, not a curated record.